This is a messenger RNA of Spirodela intermedia, 487 nucleotides long. NCBI's taxonomy places the organism in Eukaryota, Viridiplantae, Streptophyta, Magnoliopsida, Alismatales, Araceae. The record is from the annotation of a GenBank genome assembly.
AUGAAUGAUCACCCCAAUGAUUCCUGUGAGGAUCCUCUCCUUACUAAGAACCCACCACCACCACCACCAUCAUGUAGUGAUAUGAGUCAUGUCUUAGAUGCCAUUCGUGAUCUAAGUACUCGUGUCACUAACAUAGAUACUCGCUUUGACUAGUUCUAUCGAGGCGGUGCAUGAAUGCACUCGCCGACUUAAAUUGUAAGUCCGAGGAAACCCACAUCAUUCACCCCCUCCCAUCUAGGUCCUAGGUCAAACCUCUCAUCAUUCUCCUACGCUUGAUGAGCCACCCCUUACUCCAUUUCCUUCCGAUCCUACCCCUCAUGCUACCCAAUUCUUCAAUCGUGCUUGUCAUCAUCUUGAUCCCUAUGAUCAUUAUAAUAACCCCAAUGAUCAUGAUAGAUGUCCACCUGCUCUUUAUGAUCCCUACAACCUGCAUAACGGUUGUGAUCAACGUUUACCCGAUCUCAAUAACCAUUGGAAUCAAAUCUAG